Molecule: messenger RNA, 4711 nt
Organism: Musa acuminata subsp. malaccensis (wild Malaysian banana)
Lineage: Eukaryota; Viridiplantae; Streptophyta; Magnoliopsida; Zingiberales; Musaceae
Product: COP1-interacting protein 7
Source: RefSeq, a predicted model, not a curated record
AUUUUUAGUCUGCAAAGCUUCUCUUUAUCUGUAUUCGAUCUUUGCAAUAUACCAAACCCUACUGUUGCAGUUCGGGAGUUCCUUUCUUGUGAUCCCUCGAGGCCUCCUCCUUUUCUCCGGUUCUCCUCCUCCUCUCUCUCUCUCUCUCUUAUUGAUACUUUCUGAGCUCUACUUAUAGUUUCAGUCGUCUUUGAAGAUCUCCUUGGUACCUUAAUUUUCAGAGAGUUCCAGCAUUAAAGCAGCUGUUCCGAAGUAGUCCGCCGCGGUUUUCUCUCUCUAAAAAUUGUUCUUUAUACGCCACUUUCCUUGACCGUCUUUGAUCGUCUAGGUUUGCUGCUUUUCCUCCGAUGAAUCGGCACUAGACGCAUAAAAGCUGGAGUUUUUGAGAUCGGAACCUCGCUGCGAGGGAGAUCUAACAGAGGCAGAGUGGGAGAUAGAGGGCAGAGGGUGAGAGGAGAGAGAGGUGGAGAGGGAUCAAGACCUAGUGUUUCUUUAAGGUCUUAACUUUCUUCCAAGAUCGUUUCUUUGUGGUGUAAUGAGGUCGGAGGCUCGGCUGGAUUCCGCGGUCUUCCAACUCACGCCUACUCGAACCAGGUGUGAUUUGAUAAUCAUAGCAAAUGGCAAGACAGAGAAGAUUGCGUCUGGCUUGUUGAAUCCUUUUCUUGCCCAUUUGAAGACUGCCCAGGAUCAGAUUGCCAAGGGUGGCUAUUCCAUAAUCCUUGAACCAGACCCAGAAACCGAUGCAGCGUGGUUCACCAAGGGAACCGUAGAGAGGUUUGUUCGUUUUGUGAGCACACCUGAGGUCCUAGAGCGUGUGACGACCAUUGAGUCUGAGAUCUUGCAGAUUGAGAAUGCCAUUGCCAUUCAGGGGAAUGAUAAUCUUGGCUUGAGCACUGUGGAAGACUGCCAAACAAAGUCAUCAGAAACUACAGAAGGUACCAAGCCCUCCGGUGGUCCUGAUGUAGGAAAGGCAAUAGUUCUUUUUAAGCCUGCUUCACAACCAAAUCCACUAGAUUCUAAUGGUUCCCCCACACAGGAGGAGAAUUCAAAAGUUCAACUUAUAAAAGUGCUUGAGACCCGUAAAAUGGUAUUGCGGAAAGAACAGGGUAUGGCCUUUGCACGUGCUGCGGCAGCUAGUUUUGAUAUGGAUAAUAUGGUGGAUCUGAUACCAUUUUCUGAAAACUUCGGUGCCUCACGUCUAAAGGAAGCAUGCUUACGAUUUAUGGAGCUAUGGAAAAAAAAGCAUGAUACUGGACAAUGGCUUGAAGUUGAAGCUGCAGAAGCAAUGUCAAUUCGGUCGGAAGUUUCUGCUUUAAAUGCCUCGGGCAUUAUGUUUGCUGCAGAUUCUAUAAUGCAGAAAGAUCAUGGUGAUUCCCGAUCUGUCUCAGGUGGCGAUAUCGUUACAGGGAGCAAUGGAAAAGCUGACAAACAAAUCCCUUCAGAUUCAAAGGUGCCACUGGGACACCAGGAGCAUUUUCAUGGUGGUUUCCAGCAUCCCACUUAUCCACAGUGGCCUAUGCAUUCUCCAGCAGCUCCUCCAAUGUUUCAACCUUAUCCCAUGCAAGGAAUGCCUUAUUAUCAGAACUAUCCAGGGAGCAUGCCAUAUUAUCAUCCUCCAUAUCCUCCAAUGGAGGAUCCUAGAUUCAAUAGCUCUCACAGGAAGGGGUCGAAAAGGCAGUCAGUGGAUAAUAAAGAUACUGAAUCUGAGACCUGGGAAAGGAGUACACGUUCACAGGAUAAUUCAGAUCAAAAUACAUCAGAUCUCGAGGAAGAAGGUUCUCAUGGUCAUAAAUCUCAUAAAAGAGUUGGUCGGUCAGGAAAGAAAAAGUCUGGUGUUGAAGUCAUUCACAACAUUAAUUACAUCACAUCUAAGAAGCAUGUUGUAGGCGCAUCGGAAAGUGACUCACAAUCUGUCACUGAAUCUGAUGUUGGAGACGAAGAUGUGCAUUCUGAUGCACGAGAAAGAAGGCACAAGCACUCUGUGAGGACUUCUAAGAAAGAAGAUGGUCGAACAAAAUCUGUAGAAUAUUCAGAUGCCUCUGGCCAUGAUAAAGCUGCAUAUGAAGAGGAGGCAGAUUCUGGAAAUUGGCAAGCAUUUCAGAAUUUCUUACUAAGAGCUGAAGAAAAGUCGAGAACAUUUGAUGGAGACAUGUUCACAGGAGAAAAAGAGCCUCGGUCGAAGAGAAAGCAGAGCAAAGGUGAAGCUGAUCCUAUUGUUCUUCCUGAGCGAGUUUAUGGUGAUUUUCAUGACCAGAGGAUGGUAGGCUUUGAUUCAGUUAAUGGGAAAGCAAUUCGAAUGAAGCAGGCAGCUUCUGAUGAUCAAUUGCUGGUUUCAAGUAAUGAAAGAGAUUCAACAUAUGACCAGUUCAAGGAAAUAGGAAGUGGUGGAGGAGCAUAUCGGCGGAUGAGCAGUGAUGAAUUCAUGAUUCAUGGGCAAGAAAAGCUACUCAGCUUUAAGAGUCCUUCUGACCCACUUGUUGAUAAUGUGGAUGAGCAUGAUGGUGAUGCAGUCAAGAGCUCCUCAUACAACAUAACAGAUGAGUCCUUCUUGCUUCCUUAUAGGUCAGGUUCACAGGAUCCUGGAUCAGACAGCAUAAUUGCUAUUGACAUGGAUUCUGAGUUCCCCUCAUCCCUUCAAAAAGCUAAGGAUUCAUAUGAUAAGGGAAAAAACCAACUUAGGUAUGAACCGGAUGAUUUGUCCUUGGUUGCUGAACGUGGAAUGGAAAGUGUAUCUAUAGGAUAUGAUCCAGCAAUGGACUAUGAAUUUCAGAGUCCUAUUGAAAAUGCUGUCAAGCAGGAAGCCAGUAACCAAGAGGUUCUCUCGGCGGUCACUAAAGAAGAAUCAAAGAAAUUAGAAAAGGGGAAAAACUUAAGAGCCUCAAAUGAUAGCAUGGAGAAAAGGAGGAGAGAUGCACUAGUGAAGAAAGGGACAUCCUCAAGGCUUAACCAAUUGACUGAAGCACAAAAGCGAGCAGACAAGCUGCGGUCUCACAAAAUUGAUCUACAAAAAAUGAAGAAAGAAAGGGAAGAUGAAGAGAGAAAACGUCUCGAAGCUUUGAAAAUAGAGAGGCAAAAGAGAAUAGCUGCAAGAAGUAAUUCCGCAGCCGCUAAGUCACCAUCGACUCCACAGCAUACAAAGACCCGUUCAGCCACAAAGCCUUCACCAAGUCCUUACAGAGGAUCAAAGUUUAGUGAUGCAGUGCCUGUUUCUUCACCUUUGCAAAAAUUGCCUAUUAGAAACUCUUCAAACGGAUCCAGUGAUGCUCAGAAAUCUACACAAUCUAGCAGAGUAAAUGGCAGUAACCAUGGGUUAACUCGAUCAGCAUCUUCAUUACCUGAGGUUAGGAAAGAAAGUAAUGGACUCAUGCCAGAAGCAAAGACAGAUUCUAUUCGGAUGAAAAGACUCUCUGAUCCAAAAAGCAGUAAUACUCACUGUGCUUCCUCAGUGAGGUCUGUAACUACAGACCAAGUACCUAAGAGAGGCGUACCUGAUGACUCUCAGAAAAAGAUUACUGCAAUUAUGCAACUGGACAAAAGCAAGUCAGCAACUCUGCCGGAGCUUAGAAUUAAAACACCAAAAAUGUCAUCUGAAAGAGUUGAAAAGGAAACAACUAGCAAAGACACAUUGCAGAAAGGGACUGGAAGCAAAGCUUCUCAGGUUUCUGAUAGCAUGAACAGAAAAUCAACCAAGGAGAAGCCAUCUAGCAGCUGCGACAAAAAUCCAGUGAUUGAGAAGACAGUUGUCUGCCUCAAAAAUAAUGUAGUCACUGCUCCUGUUGUCCGUGAAUCCGAUGAUAUGAUAGACACAAAAGAGAGAUCACAUGGAGAUGGUCUGGGUACAGGAUAUGCAGCUAUUCAUGCUCCACCUUCACCUAUUGUUAUAGUUCAUUCUGGUGAAGGCAAGUCGAAUAAACAGCUUAGUUCCUACGAGGUGGUUGUUCCGUACUCGAGCAAUGAGCCUCAGCCCUCAAACUUGAGUGCAACAGAAAAACCUUAUCAAGCCCCUUAUGCCAGAUUAUCAUCAUUGGAUGAUCCUGUUACCGGUAAUUUAGGAUGUGAAGGAGGUGUACCUGCAUCUGCAUCAGUGUCUGAAGUGGCUGCAGUACAUGCUGCUAGUGCUACAAUACAUGUAUCCAGUUUGGAGAUUUCAAAUUCAGGGGAUUAUACACAUGAGAAGCCAUGGAGCAAGGAAUUGAAAGGUUUCAGAAAGUUGUUGAAAUUUGGUCGAAAGAGCCACGGCUUAGCUUCAGGCGAUGGUGACCUUGAUGCAGAUGCUUCAUCUGUUGAUGAUCAAACAGUUGCUGCUGCUACGUCCAAUGAUGUUUUUCGUCCGUUCUCCCUCCUUACGCCCUUCCGUAGUAAGAACAGCGAGAAGAAACUGGCAGCAUGACAAGCAUGACGAGCGAUGUUCUCCAAAUUUUGUCAAGCACGACGAGAAAGAUAAAUCAAGCUGAGGAAGAUGAAUCUGCUUCUGUCAAGUAAAUAGUAUGUGUGGGAUGAGAUAUUUUGGGUUUCCAAAUUAGCCAUACACCAUUGUUUUGCAACCAUAGUGUAAGAUUUGUGUUGUUCCUCACCUGUUCAUAUCAUUGUUGGUCCAUUUUGGUGCCUUCGUUUGUAAAAUAAUAGUUCAUGUGGUUGGAUAAUUGAUGCAAACUUAUAUCUUGAAGUACUCGAUUUGUAAUGUGAUCUAUAUCGAGAAGCAAUUUGCUUA